AUGUCAGACAAGCCGGAGAGCAGCAAGACUCAACUCGAAGAGGAUCUCAUCGAACCAUUGUUCCAAAAGGAUUUCUUGUCACAGUUACCAGUGGAGGUUGCUUAUCGCAUCAUCGCCUAUUUAACACCGUGCGAUUUAACGCUUUGUGCGCGCGUUUCGCGGACGUGGCAGCGAAUUUGUGAAGAUGAUCGGACGUGGCGACAGAAAUGUUUGGAGAAAGGAUAUGUGAAAUUUGAUGUGCCAAGCUUUCGUUUUCUCGGAGGUGGGGCGGCGAAUCGAGCAAAUGAGGAAGCGGGAAUCACAAUCCCACAUAUGGACCUUCAAGCAGCACAUCAGAAUCGACGAGAACGCGAGAUCGCAUAUGGACAGUGUUAUGAGCGAUCGUCAUGGAAGUCACUGUACUUGCGAAAGAAGCGAAUCAUUUCGAAUUGGCGAUCCCGACCGAUUCAAUCAAGCACUGUCCAAAAGGCUCAGGAUGAACAUGUCUACAACAGGUUUACUUGUCUACAAAUUCACUCUGGUCGUAUCGUAGCUGGUUAUCAUGGUGCGUUGCGGGUUUGGAAUGUUGAUGAUGCCCAACCGGCUCUCACUCUAACUGGCCAUAUGGGUCAUAUUUCGACAUUUCAAGUGAGCGAUGAUGGCGAAUACAUUGUCAGUAGCGGGUUUGAUGAAACGGUGCGCGUUUGGUGUGGUCAAACCGGUGCACAGCUUCAUUUUUUGCAGGGACAUACGUCGUGGGUUAACUGCAUGAGUCUACAUGGCACAACUCUUGUUUCUGGAUCGCGCGAUCAAACUCUCCGAGUCUGGGACAUUGUCGACGGGAAAUGCCUUCACAUUUUGACUGGCCACUUGGCGGAGGUGCGUUGUGUACAAUUUGAUGGAAAACGGGUUGUGUCUGGUGCCGAUGAUUCUACUGUAAAGGUUUGGAAUGUGCAGACGGGGGAGUGUUUGCAGACGCUGACGGGUCACACGAAUCGAGUCUAUUCACUUUUGUUGGACCCGAAACGCGAUCUUGUCGUCUCGGGAAGUCAGGAUAAAACGAUGCGCGUCUGGGAUUUGCGAAGAGGAGCAUGCAUCGCAAUUCUUCGGAGUGGCGACAGGCGCUACUAUGACAUGCAACUUCGCGGAACCAUUUUGGUCGCCUGCUAUGUCGAUUGGGGCGUUGGGCUCUGGGAUGUGGAUAAAGGUAUCUUUGUUCGUGACCUCCUUCGUCUGCAGGCUGGCG
Molecule: messenger RNA, 1225 nt
Organism: Mesorhabditis belari
Lineage: Eukaryota; Metazoa; Nematoda; Chromadorea; Rhabditida; Rhabditidae
Source: the annotation of a GenBank genome assembly